UGACAUUACCACUCUCUUUCUCUCCUCCACUCAACACACACUUCAUUUGCAUCCCCUCUCUUUCUCUCUCCCCAUUGCCCUUUGUUUCUCUCUCUAAACAGCUGUCUUCAUACACAUUCCCUGUUUGUUUAUUGUCGCUUCUGGUCGUGCAAUCUCUGCAAACACUUUGCUCUCUCUCUCUCUCUCUUUGGGGUUGCGCUGAAGUGAAACAUGGCCUCUCCGAAUCCACCGAAGCCAUGGAAGGUGGAGUAUGCGAAAUCAUCGAGAUCCUCCUGCAAAACCUGCAAGGGCAACAUUGCUAAAGACGUGCUCCGUCUCGGCAAAAUGGUCCAAGCCACUCAAUUCGACGGCUUCAUGCCUAUGUGGCACCAUGCUGGAUGCAUCUUCAAGAAACCACGGCAAAUCAAAGCCCAAGAAGAUGUUGAAGGUUUUGACUUAAUUAGAUGGGAUGAUCAAAAGAACAUACAUAACUAUGUUGAGAAUGCAACUUCAAGUGCCGCUGCCGGGGAUGCAAGCACUGAUUAUGCGAUUGAAGCCUCCAAAUCUUCUCGUGCUGGUUGUAAGCACUGCAAUGAAAAGAUAAUGAAGGGAGAGGUUCGUGUAUCAAUAAAGCUUGACCCACAAGAAGGUAGGGGAGUGGCUUGGCAUCACAUCAAAUGUUUUCUGGAAAAGCUUCCAGCUACAGAUAUAAGCAAGGUUCCUGGUUGGGAAAGCUUAUCAACAAAUGAAAAGGAGUCUGUUCUAGCGAUUGUGAAAAAAGAUAGUACAAAGAAAACAAAAGGGGUGCAAGCUGUUCCUAGAGAAGUUCAACAUGAGACAACCUCCAAAAGUGGAAAGCGAAAAAAAUCCGCUAGUGAUGGAGACAAGGAAAAGGUUCAAAAAACUGAAAACACUGUUACUGCUGGCAAAGUUGUUUCCACUGAAUCAGGAGGUCUUAGUUCAGAUGCAAAAGACUUGGAAAGCAAGCUUGAAAUACAGAAUAGGGCUCUAUGGGCCAUUAAAGACAACCUUCAAAAGCAUGUUAAAGCUUCCGAACUACGUGAAAUGCUGGAGGCUAAUGGACAAGAUUCAUCAGGGUCAGAGCAUGAUUUACGUGACCGGUGUGCUGAUGGCAUGCUGUUUGGAGCACUGGGAAGCUGCUCGCUUUGUUCUGGUUCUGUGUAUUAUUUUGGAGGCAGAUACAAAUGCCAUGGCUAUGUAUCAGCAUGGAGCAAGUGUGCUUACUCAACCACGGAACCUACACGUCUUAAAGAGAAAUGGAAAGUUCCAGAAGACUCCGACAAUGAAUAUCUUUGUAAGUGGUUCAAAUCCCAGAAGGCAAAGAAGCCUGAUCGGAUUCUACCUCCAUCUUCUAGUAGGUCAAGUAAUGUUGUGGAUGGCAAGUCCCAGCUAACUAAAAGUGAAAGCUUGCAAGAAUUGAAAGUUGCAAUUGUUGGAAUGUCAAAUGAAUCUCUGGAGGAAUGGAAAAGCAAAAUAGGCGCAGCAGGUGGGGUCUUUCACAUGAAGAUGAAGAAAGAGACUUACUGCUUGGUUGUAAAUGGAAACCCUGAGGAGCAUGAUUCAGAAAUCAGGAGAGCACGGAGGAUGAAAAUAUCUGUUGUAAGGGAGGAGUAUUUGGUUGAUUGUAUUAACAAAAAAAGGAGGCUUCCAACUGACCAGUACAAAAUAGAAGUGGCUUCUGAGACUUCAAGAAGUGGCAUGGUCACUGUGAAAGUCAAAGGACGUAGUGCUGUGCAUGAACAAUCCGGUCUUCAAGAUUCAGGGCAUAUUCUUGAAGAUGGGAAAAGCAUUUUCAAUACAACUUUGAAUAUGUCAGACCUUUCAACUGGUAUCAAUAGCUACUAUAUCCUUCAAAUCAUUCAGGAGGAUCGAGGGGGUGACUGCUAUGUAUUUCGAAAGUGGGGCCGAGUGGGCAAUGAGAAGAUUGGUGGGAACAAACUGGAGAUGAUGUCUAAGUCUGAUGCCAUUCGCGAAUUUAAAAGGUUGUUCUUAGACAAGACAGGAAAUAGCUGGGAAGCAUGGGAGCAGAAAAGAAACUUCCAGAAGCAGCCUGGAAGAUUUUUCCCUUUGGAUAUUGACUAUGGUGUGAAUAAACUGGAGCCAAGAAAGAACGAACUUGGUGAUGUGAAGAGCCAAUUUGCCCCUCGAUUGAUAGAACUGAUGAAAAUGCUCUUUAAUGUUGAAACAUAUAGGGCUGCUAUGAUGGAGUUCGAGAUUAAUAUGUCUGAAAUGCCUCUUGGGAAGCUAAGCAAAAGUAAUAUACAGAAAGGAUUUGAAGCAUUAACAGAGAUACAAAAUCUUCUCAGUAAUAUUGUUUACGAGCCAUCUGUGAAAGAGAGCUUGAUUGUUGAUGCCAGUAAUCGCUUUUUCACGGUGAUUCCUUCGAUUCAUCCACAUGUGAUUAGAGACGAAAAUGAUUUUAAAUCAAAGGUGAAAAUGUUGGAAGCUCUUCAAGACAUUGAGAUAGCUUCUCGACUUGUUGGGUUUGAUUCUGAAAAUGAUGAGUCGUUGGAUGAAAAAUACAAGAAGCUUUGUUGUGAUGUUGCUCCACUGCCGCAUGAUAGCACUGACUAUCAGAUGGUGAAGAAAUUUCUCCUCAACACCCAUGCUCCUACUCAUAAGGAUUGGACUCUUGAGGUAGAAGAUGUGUUUGCACUUGAAAGAGAUGGAGAAUUUGACAAGUAUGCUCCUUAUAGAGACAACCUCAAAAAUAAGAUGCUACUUUGGCACGGCUCUCGUUUGACAAAUUUUGUUGGAAUUCUGAGCCAAGGGCUGCGAAUAGCACCCCCUGAGGCACCAUCAACUGGCUAUAUGUUUGGCAAGGGGGUCUACUUUGCUGACCUAGUGAGCAAGAGCGCGCAAUACUGUUAUACUGACAAGAAAGACGCCGUGGGCCUACUGCUGCUUAGCGAAGUUGCCUUGGGAGAGAUGUAUGAGCUUAAGAAAGCCAAGUACAUGGAGAGUCCACCUGAAGGGAAGCAUUCAACUAAAGGCCUUGGCCAGAAAACACCAAAUGCUUUGGAGUUUGAGAAAUGGCGCGAUGAAAUUACUGUUCCUUGUGGGUCCCCAGUUUCAUCAGGAGUUCGAGCCACAGAGCUAAUGUAUAACGAGUAUAUUGUGUACAACACAGCACAGGUUAAGAUGCAGUUCUUGCUCAAGGUGAGAUUCCACCACAAGAGAUGAGGUCACUGACUGCAUACGACUUCACUUUUGUACAGCUUUUUUGCUUUGUUGGGGGCCAUAAUUUUGCAUAUAACUUGUUCUUGGUCCUUGUUCUUCUUGUUCCCAAACCAACACAGAUGAGCUCUUGGGUAUAUGCAGAAAGUUAAGUUCGCAUCCACGGUUAAAAGUUUUGGAGUGAAUAUUUUGGGUUGUGUAAGCUCUUUUUGAGGAUAUGAAGCAUGCGUUUUCUGAUUAAAAAAAAAAAUUAAGGGAAAGUUUUUGACGUACCACCGA
This is a messenger RNA of Amborella trichopoda, 3456 nucleotides long. It is a transcript of the gene PARP1, whose product is annotated as poly(ADP-ribose) polymerase 2. Gene Ontology annotation, molecular function: DNA binding; zinc ion binding; NAD+ poly-ADP-ribosyltransferase activity. NCBI's taxonomy places the organism in Eukaryota, Viridiplantae, Streptophyta, Magnoliopsida, Amborellales, Amborellaceae. Gene Ontology annotation, cellular component: nucleolus; nucleus. Gene Ontology annotation, biological process: double-strand break repair; protein poly-ADP-ribosylation. The record is from RefSeq and is a predicted model, not a curated record.